Agrilus planipennis (emerald ash borer) is the source of this 3485-nucleotide messenger RNA. RefSeq names its product phosphatidylinositol 4,5-bisphosphate 3-kinase catalytic subunit delta isoform (gene Pi3K92E). The record is from RefSeq and is a predicted model, not a curated record. Lineage: Eukaryota; Metazoa; Arthropoda; Insecta; Coleoptera; Buprestidae. Gene Ontology annotation, molecular function: 1-phosphatidylinositol-4-phosphate 3-kinase activity; 1-phosphatidylinositol-3-kinase activity. Gene Ontology annotation, biological process: phosphatidylinositol 3-kinase/protein kinase B signal transduction; phosphatidylinositol-3-phosphate biosynthetic process; phosphatidylinositol-mediated signaling. The transcript is spliced from 18 exons. Gene Ontology annotation, cellular component: cytoplasm; phosphatidylinositol 3-kinase complex; plasma membrane. Bases 227 to 3376 code for a protein of 1049 amino acids.
UACUAUUUGUUUAUGUCCAAUUUCUCGAAAAGAAACGUAAACCUAUUUGUUUGUUUUAUUAUUUGGCUUAAUUUAGUGGUAGAAUGAUAGUGCAUUAAUAAAUAUUAUAUCUUGAAGAUAUUUUUUAUAAGCUCCCAAUACCAAUUGUGGGCAAGCAGUUGAGGACACAUUAAGAUGUUACUAGUUACAUAGUAUUUCAUCGGUUUAAUAUUUAUCAAUUAUCACAAUGGUUCCAAUACCUAAAGAAUUCACCUAUGACUUUUGGCUAACUGGCCCAACAGACUUCACAGUUGUAACUUGCCUAAUGCCUAAUGGAGUUUGUAUAUUAUUGGAUGUCAGUCACAAUGCAACCCUUGCAGAAAUUAAAGAAGAACUAUGGGAAGAGGCAGCCAAAUAUCCACUGUAUGGCAUGUUACAUGACAUGUCUGUGUAUGUCUUUCUAUAUGUUAAUAGUAUGUCUGAAUUGGAGCGAAUUACUGAUGAGAAUAGAAGACUGUGUGAUGUAAGACCAACAGGUGCUACUCUAAAACUCACUGAAUGUCAUGCUGAUAAAGCUGAACAUCAGUUAAAUAUACAAAUUAGUCACCUUAUAGGAAAAAGAUUACAGGAGUUUGAUGCGUUGAGUAGUGCUGAAAUAAAUGACUUUCGGUUUAAAAUGCGUAAAUUAGGAGAUGAAAUUGCCUAUGAACGUUCCAAACUGAGUUGGCAAGAAAGACUGCAUUACCAAUUUCCUCCUAGAUUAGCCCAGGGCAAUGUAAAUUGUGAUCGGCCCAUUGUGCUCAUAUCAAAAUUUGAAAAUAUUGAUACCAGUUUUACAUUUAGUGUGCCUGGCACUACAACUCCCAGUAAGUUGUUAGAAACAAUUUUAAACAAGAAAGGAAAUAUUUUGAACAUCAGAGAAAAGCCGUGUGAUUAUAUAUUGAAAGUUUGUGGCCGAGAUGAAUUUCUUGUGGGAGAUUAUGAUUUAAUUCAAUUUCAAUACAUCCAGGAUGCUUUGAAUAGAGAUAUAACUCCAGUAUUAGUUACAAUACCAAUAGAUAGUGUACCAGUUCAGUUAGAUAUUAAUAACGUAUCUUUGGAUAAUUUUGAAAAGAAAAAUCGUCCUUCUUUUUCUACAAACACUUUACGUAACAAAAAAGGCAAAUCGACGUCAUGGAAAAUCGUUGAAAAUUUGCGUUUAACCAUAUGUACUGUUAGUGGUCUUAACUGUGAUACAAAACGUAAUGUUGAAAUCGGGAUCCAAGUGGGCUUAUUUCACGGUGGUAAAUCAUUGUGUGAACCCAUUAGAACUCCUGAAAACACUGUUAAUGAAAGGUGCGAGUGCGUAUUUGAUCAUACGUUGACCUUUAAUAUCCAGGUGUGCAAUAUCCCAAAGAAUGGAAAAUUAUGUUUCGUUGUCUAUGAAGCCUCGAAAAGUGCUAAGGGAGGAAAGACGAAGAAAAUUAAAGAGUCCUCCAAGGAACCUUUUUCGAACCCAAUUGCAUGGGCUAAUACUACUGUUUAUGACUUUAAAAAUCAAUUGAAGACUGGAGCAAUGACUUUAUAUAUGUGGACUUAUGCUGAAGACACUCUGAAUGAGGAUGCUUUUCAUCCCUUAGGGACAGUUGUUAGCAACCCUAAUACUAAAUAUGCUACAGCACUUACGCUUAUUUUUGACAGUUAUGGACAAGAGCAAACUAUAACUUUUCCGUCUCUGGAUAUUUUGAGAAAACACGCAAAUGAAAACAUUUUGGACUCUGAGGACGCUACAUUAAAUAUUUCAAGGGUUGAAAUACAAUACUUACAGAAGACUGUGCUUGAAAAUGACUCUUUGUAUGAAACACAUGAUCAGGAUAGAAAAAAGAUAUGGAGUUUGCGGCGCUAUUGGAUGAUAAAUCAUCCUGAUAUUUUACCAAAGUUGUUGCUCUGCAUAGAUUGGGAUGAUAAAAAAGUUUUUUGCGAAGUUUAUGCACUUUUAAAAGAUUGGCCACAUUUACCUGUAGAAAAGGCUUUAGAAUUGUUGGAUUAUGCUUAUUCUGAUCAGGAAGUUAGAAGAUUUGCUGUUAAAUGUCUUAGUAAUUUAAGCGAUGAAGAUUUACUUUUGUAUUUGCUGCAAUUAGUUCAGGCUCUUAAACAUGAACUGUAUUUGGACUGUGAUUUAGUGAAUUUUUUACUUAAAAGGGCUCUAAAUAACCAAAAAAUUGGUCAUUAUCUUUUUUGGCUUCUAAGAUCAGAAAUGCAGAUGCCUUCUGUGUCUGUUCGUUUCGGCCUAAUUUUAGAGGCAUACUGUAGAGGAAGUCAAGAACAUUUAACGGCAUUAGGUAAACAAUUGGAAUGCUUAGAAAGGUUGAAAAAGUGCAGCGAAAGUGUCAGGACACGUAAAGACAAAGACAAGGCCAGAGCAGCUCUUAUAGAAGAUCUGCAGCAACCUCAUUGUAUUGAAGCGCUGCAUAACAUUAGAAAUCCUUUAGAUCCAAGUUUUCGAUGUGGCAAAAUAAGGAUAGAAAAAUGUAAAGUAAUGGAUAGUAAAAUGAAACCUUUGUGGGUUGUUUUCGAAAAUUCAGACACUUUUGGAGACGAUAUAUAUUUUAUAUUUAAAAACGGUGAUGAUCUUAGACAAGAUAUGUUAACCCUUCAGAUGAUAAGAAUUAUGGACAAAUUAUGGAAACAGGAAGGGUUAGAUUUGAGGAUGAAUCCCUACAACUGUAUAUCCUUAGAGCAUAGAGUAGGAAUGAUAGAGGUUGUUCUGAAUGCUGAAACAAUAGCAAAUAUUCAGAAGGAAAAGGGCAUGUUUUCAGCUACAUCUGCCUUUAGAAAAGGAUCUCUUUUAGCUUGGUUAAAAGAUCAUAAUAGGUCAGAAGCGGCAUUAAAGAAGGCUAUUAAUGAAUUUACCCUCUCUUGCGCUGGAUAUUGUGUGGCCACGUACGUUUUAGGAGUUGCUGAUAGACAUUCCGAUAAUAUAAUGGUCAAAACUUCAGGUCAGCUGUUUCAUGUGGAUUUCGGUCACAUAUUGGGUCACUUCAAAGAAAAGUUCGGUUUCAAAAGAGAAAGGGUGCCUUUCGUUUUGACUCACGAUUUUGUCCAAGUCAUAAGCAAAGGACAAAGGAAUGCAUUAGAAUUCAAAGUGUUUCAGGAAUAUUGCGAAAAAGCGUUUAUGAUACUACGAAAACAUGGAACUCUUGUGAUGUCACUUUGUGCUAUGAUGAUUUCUACAGGACUCCCUGAACUUAGUUCUGAAAAGGACUUAAAUUAUUUGCGUGAAACAUUGGUUCUUUCGAAGUCUGAUGAGGAGGCAUUAGCUCAUUUUAAAUCGAAGUUUGAUGAAGCGUUAUCAAAUUCAUGGAAGACUUCUGUAAAUUGGGCAACUCAUAAUUUAGCAAAAAACAACAAGGCUUAAAUGGUUUAAAUAUGAAGUGUAUUAAAAAGUGCCAAUGUUUUGUAAAUAUAACUGAAUUUAAUUUUAUAUAUAACGCAUAGAAUAGAGAAUGAAACUGUUUCGUACUGAU